UCCCCUCUGAUCUCUAUUUUACCACCCCCAACAUUAUUGUACCCUUUCUGAACUCAACUUCUCAUUUCUUCUUUCUUCUCACUGGAACCACCCUUUUCUUGUUUCUCCGGCUAACAUGACGGAAUCCGGCUGGUGCUGCCACUGCUGCUUUAAGUUCAUCAUAACUACCGGCUUUGCAGCUCUGUUCUUAUGGCUAAGCCUUCGAACCCACAAACCCAAAUGUUCAAUCGAAUUUUUCUACAUUCCAGCCUUAAAUCAAUCCUUAAAUUCCCCCUCAAAUUCCACCCUCCUCUUCGAUCUGCGUCUCAAAAACCAGAACAAAGAUAAAUCCGUCUACUACGACUCUAUCUCUCUCAACCUCACGCUCGUUGGAGCCCCGGACGGAACUCGGCGGCCGGUGGGGAACUUGACCGUGCCUGGAUUUCACCAAGGCCGCGAUAAGAAGGCGUUCAGGAAGGAGACCGUCGAGGCCCGUGGAGUGGAUUGGAAGGCGGUUUCCCGGAAUGGACCGGUGGUUGUCCGGCUGGAUUUCGCGACGGCGGUCAGGUACAAGAUCUUGUUCUGGAAGACAAAGAGGGAGAAUUUGAGACUCGGGGCAGAGGUCAAAGUCAACCGGCAGGGAGAAAAGGACUACCCACGUAGCAUUACGCUCAACUCCGGCGCCGCCGUGCCCAGUGGCUCGCUGAUGAGGGUUAUUUGGAGCUUUUGGGUCUUUGUUUUGUGGAAAUUUUUGUGAAACCUUGGAAAGGAAAUUUUGGGAUUUGAAUUGAAGCUGUUGUAGUGGGGUUUGUUUGAUUUCAUGGAAUUUUUGGCCGGCGUUUUUGGUCGGAAGUGUUCUCCACCGCCCACUCACGGCCGACGGUGGAAGGUAGAUAAAUUAUUAUUAUUAUUAUUAUUUUCUUGAAAAAUUACUUUUAGUCUCUAAAUUUUUA
Molecule: messenger RNA, 932 nt
Organism: Benincasa hispida (wax gourd)
Lineage: Eukaryota; Viridiplantae; Streptophyta; Magnoliopsida; Cucurbitales; Cucurbitaceae
Product: protein NDR1-like
Biological process (GO): defense response to other organism
Cellular component (GO): plasma membrane; plasmodesma
Source: RefSeq, a predicted model, not a curated record